AUGCGGGCCAGUGCCCCGCCUAACAAGGAAAAUGAGGCGCCAACGCAGACUAUAACUGGAAGUGCGUCUCUGGGCAGCGCGUGGGGAAGAGUAGAGGCGUGCCCUCCAGGGGACGCGCUCCAGCAGUUGGAGCAAAUUCUUUUGGAAAGGAAACUGCUACCGACAGGCACAGCUGUCGAUUCGUCGAAGCAACCUCCCAUUUUGAGACGGCGAUAUCGCUCUGACGGCAACGCAGGGGCAGCGUCUGGUCCGGGGAGCUCCAUAGCGACCAACCGGCGCGCCCAGCGGGCGUUUCGUAACCCCCUAGGAGAGACGCAGUGCGACCAGAUCGCGGCUUCGUGGCGACAACGCAUCGCCAAGGAUCAGGCGAAUGGCACUGCGAAGACGCCCCCCGUUCGGAAGAUGCUGUUCGGUCCAGUGCAAGCGCCACCGCCGGCGACGCAGCAGCAGCAGCGACAAGAGUGCGCAAUGUCGACGCCAAGCGGCCAAGCAUCGUCCCCGGAGCCGACGCCGCGGUCGGCCGGUUCGACCAGCUAUCAUCAGCGAGUGACCGCCAACUUUCCUCAGUGUACGUCGAACAAGGAGCACAACGCUUUACAGAGCGAGCGUCAGGAGGCUCCAUAUGCCUCGAGGGAGCCGUUUGGGCACCCGCCCCCGGCUACCGUCCUGACGGACACCUCAUUGCUAGAACUCGAGAACCAGAUUGCGAACCUGCUCGAGUCCAAAUGCAGUGCUGAGGAGGAGCUCAGCAGGCUGCAGCUCCAGUGCCAAAGAUCCCAGAAUGAAAAUCGACAGUUACGUCUGCAAAUCGCCCGCCUCGAAGGCGCCCUCGAGACCAAGAGCGAGCACUGGCGAACAGUGCGUGAUGAGCUUGAAGAGACACGCAGGCAGUACGGAGCGCUACGACAGGAGCACGAACACACACAAAUAUUGCUGCAGAACGCUCUCCAGGAAAAACAACGUGCACAACAAGAGCGGGAGUCACUCGAGGCACAACUGAAGCAAGUCCGGCACACAGCCGAGGCUGAAAACGCUCAGAGGGAACAACUCUACGAGCGAGAGCUCUGCAAAUUGCAUACGGCAUGCGCUCGCCAGGAACGAGUCAUUGACGAGUUGCAACGCCGAUGGCUACGUCUGAACGCAAUGCUCCAGGAUCUCUUCGCGAGUGAAACCGAUGAAGAAGGAGCGUCCCCGCAUUGGUCAACACCAGUACGGGAUGCCCGUCCGCCAUAUUCGCGCCACGAUACUGGCGCCGAACGCUCACCUCAUCGAUCCUAA
Molecule: messenger RNA, 1278 nt
Organism: Cyanidioschyzon merolae strain 10D
Lineage: Eukaryota; Rhodophyta; Bangiophyceae; Cyanidiales; Cyanidiaceae
Exons: 1
Coding region: 1-1278 (425 amino acids)
Source: RefSeq, a predicted model, not a curated record